Molecule: messenger RNA, 656 nt
Organism: Frankliniella occidentalis (western flower thrips)
Lineage: Eukaryota; Metazoa; Arthropoda; Insecta; Thysanoptera; Thripidae
Product: 40S ribosomal protein S14a
Exons: 4
Coding region: 153-608 (151 amino acids)
Biological process (GO): translation; maturation of SSU-rRNA from tricistronic rRNA transcript (SSU-rRNA, 5.8S rRNA, LSU-rRNA); ribosomal small subunit assembly
Cellular component (GO): cytosolic small ribosomal subunit; ribosome
Molecular function (GO): structural constituent of ribosome; mRNA 5'-UTR binding; small ribosomal subunit rRNA binding
Source: RefSeq, a predicted model, not a curated record
UCCCCAAAACGCUCGAACGUUUUUCAACUGUCUACUCUUCCGAUCGAUAUACAUCGAGCUCUCUCCCGCUCCCCGGAUAUUCUCAUUCCUUAGUUUUGGUUCACUUCUUCAGGGUUUCCGGUCGCCCACUGUAAGCACGCAAAGGAUUUACCAUGGCCCCCAGGAAAGGGAAGGUUCAGCAAGAGCAGGUGCAGGUCCACCUGGGCCCUCAAGUGCGCGAAGGUGAAAUUGUGUUUGGUGUGGCACACAUCUUUGCCAGCUUCAACGACACAUUCGUCCAUGUCACUGAUCUGUCCGGAAGGGAAACCAUUGCCCGAGUCACUGGUGGCAUGAAAGUCAAGGCUGACCGUGAUGAGGCUUCACCCUACGCUGCUAUGUUGGCCGCUCAGGAUGUUGCUGAGAAGUGCAAGACCCUUGGCAUCACUGCUCUCCACAUCAAGUUGCGUGCCACUGGUGGCAACAAGACCAAGACCCCUGGUCCCGGUGCCCAGUCUGCUCUGCGAGCUCUUGCUCGCUCAUCCAUGAAAAUUGGCCGUAUUGAAGAUGUUACUCCCAUUCCCUCAGACGCCACCAGGAGGAAGGGAGGACGACGUGGUCGCAGAUUGUAGGCGAUAUGUUUUGUGAAUAAAUUAAGUUUUCCCUACCUGGGAGGGCAA